Molecule: messenger RNA, 3281 nt
Organism: Trichosurus vulpecula (common brushtail)
Lineage: Eukaryota; Metazoa; Chordata; Mammalia; Diprotodontia; Phalangeridae
Gene: CLCN2
Product: chloride voltage-gated channel 2
Exons: 24
Coding region: 155-2857 (900 amino acids)
Biological process (GO): transmembrane transport; chloride transport
Cellular component (GO): membrane
Molecular function (GO): voltage-gated chloride channel activity
Source: RefSeq, a predicted model, not a curated record
GGCACUUGGGAGCCUGCGGGGACAGGACUUGAGCUGAGUAGGCAGUAGUGCUGGGAGGGAGGACAGCUCGGAAGCGGGAGAACCCAAGCUUGGGGCACUGAGGCUGAGCUGGCCGGAGUCGGAGCCCCAGGCCGGGCUGUCCUACGUGGAGGAGAUGGCGGCGGCGGUACAGGAAGGGAUGGAGCCCCGGGCUCUCCAGUACGAGCAGACCCUGAUGUAUGGCCGAUACACCCAAGACCUCAGCAGCUUUGCCAAGGAGGAGGCUGCCCGGAUCCGACUGGGGAGUGCUGAGCACUGGAAGGGGCCUCCUUCUCCCCGAGCACCCCCAGAGCUCCUGGAAUAUGGACAGAGCCGCUGUGCCCGAUGCCGCAUCUGCUCUGUCCGCUGUCAUAAGUUCCUGAUCUCAAGGGUUGGUGAAGACUGGAUCUUCCUGGUAUUGCUGGGGCUGCUCAUGGCGCUGGUCAGCUGGGCUAUGGACUAUGCUAUUGCUGCCUGUCUGCAGGCCCAGCAGUGGAUGUCCCGAGGCUUGGACACCAGCCUCCUGCUGCAGUAUCUGGCCUGGGUCACCUACCCUGUGGUCCUCAUCACCUUCUCAGCUGGAUUUACCCAGAUCCUGGCCCCUCAAGCUGUUGGCUCUGGGAUCCCAGAGAUGAAGACAAUUCUACGGGGUGUUGUACUGAAGGAAUAUCUCACACUCAAGACCUUUGUCGCCAAGGUCAUCGGGCUGACUUGUGCCUUGGGAAGCGGGAUGCCCCUUGGCAAGGAGGGCCCAUUUGUGCAUAUUGCCAGCAUGUGUGCAGCACUCCUCAGCAAGUUCCUCUCCCUCUUUGGGGGCAUCUAUGAGAAUGAGUCUCGCAAUACAGAGAUGCUGGCGGCAGCCUGUGCUGUGGGAGUUGGCUGCUGUUUUGCUGCCCCCAUUGGAGGAGUCCUGUUCAGUAUUGAGGUCACCUCCACCUUCUUUGCUGUCCGUAACUACUGGCGGGGCUUCUUUGCCGCCACCUUCAGUGCAUUCAUCUUCCGGGUUCUGGCGGUCUGGAAUCGGGAUGAAGAGACCAUCACCGCCCUCUUCAAAACUCGAUUUCGCCUUGACUUCCCUUUUGACCUACAGGAGCUUCCAGCCUUUGCUGUCAUCGGAAUUGCAAGUGGCUUUGGGGGGGCCUUGUUUGUCUACUUGAACCGCAAGAUCGUCCAGGUGAUGCGAAAGCAAAAAACCAUCAACCGCUUCCUCAUGAAGAAACGCCUGCUCUUCCCAGCCCUGGUGACCCUGCUCAUCUCCACCCUGACUUUCCCACCCGGCUUUGGCCAGUUCAUGGCUGGACAGCUCUCACAGAAGGAGACUUUGGUCACUUUAUUCGACAACCGGACCUGGGUGCGCCAGGGCAUCGUAGAGGACCUGGAGAUGCCUAGCACUUCCCAGGCCUGGAGCCCUCCACGUGCCAACGUCUUCCUCACCCUCGUCAUCUUCAUCCUCAUGAAGUUCUGGAUGUCAGCUCUGGCCACCACUAUCCCUGUGCCCUGUGGAGCCUUCAUGCCCGUCUUUGUGAUCGGAGCAGCAUUUGGGCGUCUGGUCGGGGAGAGCAUGGCCGCUUGGUUCCCUGAUGGGAUUCACACAGACAGCAGCACCUAUCGGAUAGUGCCCGGGGGCUACGCUGUGGUCGGUGCGGCAGCAUUGUCGGGGGCAGUGACCCACACCGUCUCCACAGCAGUGAUCGUAUUUGAGCUGACAGGCCAGAUCGCGCACAUCCUGCCUGUCAUGAUCGCCGUGAUCCUGGCCAACGCCGUGGCCCAGAGCCUGCAGCCCUCCCUCUACGACAGCAUUAUCCGUAUCAAGAAGCUGCCCUAUCUGCCUGAGCUGGGCUGGGGCAGGCACCAGCAGUACCGGGUGCGGGUCGAGGACAUCAUGGUACGGGACGUACCCCACGUCGCCCUGAGCAGCACCUUCCGGGACCUUCGCAUGGCAUUACACCGUACCAAGGGCCGGACCCUGGCACUAGUGGAGUCCGCAGAGUCAAUGAUCCUGUUGGGCUCCAUGGAGCGCUCCCAAGUGGUGGCACUCCUCAGUGCCCAGCUCAGCCCUGCUCGGCGCAGGCAGUACCAGCGGGACCAGAGGGCUGCCCAGGCCUCUCCACCUCCAGAACAGGAGGACUCCCACGGCCCAGAGACAGGUGUCCGCUUUCAGGUGAGCUCGGAGGAAUCAGGUCUCCCUCCUCCCCGGGGGCCACCACGAAAGCCACUGAAGCCUGCCCUCAAACGAGGGUCCAGCAAUGCCACGAGCCCUGGGGCGGAAAGCCCUUCUGGGGUCCAUGAGUCAGCUGGUAUCGCCCUCAGGAGUCUCUUCUGCGCCAGCCCCCCAGCAGAGGGGAGCUCGGAGUUGGAAAAGUCGGAACCAUGCGAAAAACGCAAGCUGAAGAGGGUCCGCAUCUCCGUGGCGAGUGACUCGGACCUGGACCUGGAGAUGACCGCAGCAGAGAUUCUGGAAUGGGAGGAGCAGCAGCUAGACGAGCCCGUGAAUUUUAGUGACUGCAAGAUUGACCCUGCCCCUUUCCAGCUUGUUGAGAGGACGUCUUUGCACAAGACUCACACCAUCUUCUCACUGCUGGGAGUGGACCACGCUUACGUCACCAGCAUUGGCCGGCUCAUUGGCAUCGUCACGCUUAAGGAGCUUCGGAAAGCCAUCGAGGGAUCUGUCACAGCCCAGGGCGUGAAAGUGAGGCCACCGCUGGCCAGCUUCCGAGACAGUGCGACCAGCAGCAGUGACACCGAAACCACGGAAGUGCACUCCCUAUGGGGCCGGCGCCCCCGCCAUAACCCGCCCCAUGAAGGCAGCCCCUCAGAUAGCGAUGACAAGUGUCAGUAAGCAUGAAGGGGAGGUCUGCAUUGCCUAGGAUACCAGCCUGCCUCAGAGGGUCUGCUCUCUUUCAUUCCUGCUGUCUGGAAUCAGAUUCUCUCCUGGGAGACCUGUGGGACCAAGCAGGCACCAGCCCUAGAGGUCCCCCAGCUGGGUGCCUGCCCCUCUCCUCCAGACCGGAGCUGCCAGCUGCGCCCAGGAUAUCUCCAACUGGGACCUGGGUUGUGAGCAGGCAGCUUCUGGACUUUCCAGGGCAGAGGAUGGACCGGGACUGCCCAGCUGCUGCUCCUCUCCUGUAGAACAGGACUGGAAUGGGGGAUGGCCUGGAAUCUCCAGGGACCAGAUGUACAUAGAGAUUUACAAAGAUUUUUAUAUUAAUUUAAUAAAACAGAGUCUUAAAUAGAACAAAAUAAACCCCUAAUGAGCCACUCAA